AGCGAGCCUCGCAGCGCGAGCUACUCACAUCCUGCUUAUAAAUAUUAAUGAGAAUGGGUCAGGGCUCCUGUGAUUGGCCCUUCUGCUUAGUUUCCAGGACAACCGAAACAAAACGAACAGUUUCAUUGACCACAGAACUGCACGAGCCUUACCUCUGUAUACAAAGUAAAUAUUAUUAAAAAUGGACAAAGAGGCGGGAGAGGGAGAAAAUAAGGUAAGAAUUCACAGUGACAGAGACACAGAGGAGUAUUUUAUUUCUGUUAGUGGGGAUAAAAAUGAAGCUGUCUCAGCUGAAAUGCCCACAUCAGACCCUGAAGAAAAGCACUGUGACAGCGGGAAAGUCACAGAAGAGUUCUCUGCUGAAGAGGCCGCCACUUUUGAACCAGAAGCCAAAAGUGAAGAUGAGCUCUGCACUGAGUUUGAUGUGAUGAUUAAAGUCAAAGAACAGCCACUGUGCCACAAAGAAAGUGUGGUUUCUGAGAUGAACAGCACUUACCACGAUGACGCUCUGAAGCUACAUCCUGAGACUCAGGAAACGGAGAUCUCCAGCCCUCUACACCACGAAGAUGAAGAGGCUGAAAAAGAGGGAGCCACAUCUGCAUGUGCACAAAAACUAAACAUAAAGUACAAAGAAUAUAGACCGCUCCUCCAGGAGGUGUCCAAGGAGCGAGAUAAGGCCAGGCAUAACAGCAGCCAGCUGCAGAUGAAACUGGCACAAUACUUCAAGAAGGCUGGGGACAGUGUCCAGCUGGAGGGCGAGAAGCCUGUGUCAGAGCAGCUGCAGGAGUACGAGAGGUACAUCAACAUCCUGACUGACCUGAAGCAGCAGCUCCGUGCUGAAUCAGAGGCAGCCCAGCGUCAGGCAGAGGACCUGAGGCUACAGUCCCAGGAGCAGCUGGGCAAGGUGGAAGAUGAAUGGCGAGCACUGAUGGCACUGAAACAGGAUACAGCUGUGAAGAUGCUAAGCAGACGCCUGGGUAAAGAAGCAGCUCGGGCCAAAGUGGAGGCGUCUCUGCGAGCUGAACAGCUUCGGCAGGAUGAGCUGAUCAAACUGCGGCUGAAGCACAUCAAGUUGAAUAUGAAGAUUUGCAAGCUGGAGGCAGAGCUCCGCCAUGGGGAGGAACAUGACAGGGACCCCAUACAGAUCCAGUUUGAGCAGCUGCAGGCUGAGAAGCUAGAGCAGAAAAAACAAGCCGAAAAGCAGCACGAGGGAUCAGUAAAGCUGCAGAAGAAGAUCAGCAGUAGCUUGGAGUGCCUGUCACAUAUAAAGGAGAAGCUGCGCUGGUGCCAGAUGGAGGUCAAGGUGAAGAGAGAGCAACUGACUGAGGUGGAGGCCGUGGUGGCUGGGAAGAGGGACCACCUAACCAGGGUCAAGCAAGAAAACAGUCGCCUGCACAGACAAAACCUGAGGUUGAAGGAGCAGCGUGGGCUGCUGGGCAACAGGGUCCUGCUGCAGGACUUUGAGGAUACUGUGAAUGCCUCUGACCAACUGGAGGAACAACUAGAGCAUCUGAAGUGCCGGCAAGCCGAGAUCCUCUUCAGCUGUGGCGAGUGGAAGAGUCAAUAAUGACUAAAACUUUAUCUCAGGUUUCAAAAAGCUAUGAAAAAAAUGAGAAAAGAACACAUGUAGCUGACAAGGAGCUACCAGGAAUGAGAACGAGCACUAGCCCUUAGAGUUUGUUUCAGUGUAGAGUCUCACUGUAAACUAAGCCUGCGUGCAGUAAAACUUGGAAAACCAUAAUCUGGAUAAGAAGUCAUGGACGGCAUCCUCUCAAAAAAGAUUAUCAUCUUAGAUAAGGUGACUCAGACAUGUUGAAUGCAAUCUUAAAAACAUUGAUAGAAAUAAAGAUACAUUUUUGUGCAGUUUUUGUAUUUUAAUAUGAAAAUUUACUUUUUUUUUUACCAGAAGGUUUUAGUGUAUUUGUCCUGUAGUAAAAAGAAAAAUAAUUUAAUUUAAUUUUACAAAGAAAACGUAGUAGCGGUUAAUACUGUUACCUCACAACUAGAAGGUUGUAUAUUUAUAGUUCAUGGCUGGCUUCAGCUUCUGUGUGAGAAUAAUUGGUGAUUUUGAAUUGCCUGUAGGUGAAGAUGUGAGAGCGACUGGUUGUCUGUCUUCUCUGCCACAUGUGGAACGGGCUCUGCUGAAUCAACGUUUCAUACUUCUUAAAUGUUACCUUGACAUCUUUGAUAGACUUUCUAGCCAGAAAGUUUGUGUUCAGCAAUAUUUAAUCCAACUAUUUAUGGAUUAAAAAGACAAAAAGACUUUGACAGCAA
Molecule: messenger RNA, 2274 nt
Organism: Haplochromis burtoni (Burton's mouthbrooder)
Lineage: Eukaryota; Metazoa; Chordata; Actinopteri; Cichliformes; Cichlidae
Gene: cfap184
Product: coiled-coil domain containing 96
Exons: 3
Coding region: 182-1567 (461 amino acids)
Biological process (GO): cilium assembly
Cellular component (GO): ciliary basal body; axoneme
Source: RefSeq, a predicted model, not a curated record